Messenger RNA from Athalia rosae (coleseed sawfly), 2080 nucleotides. RefSeq names its product kelch domain-containing protein 10 homolog (gene slim). The transcript is spliced from 3 exons. Bases 407 to 1597 code for a protein of 396 amino acids. Gene Ontology annotation, biological process: positive regulation of stress-activated MAPK cascade. The record is from RefSeq and is a predicted model, not a curated record. NCBI's taxonomy places the organism in Eukaryota, Metazoa, Arthropoda, Insecta, Hymenoptera, Athaliidae. Gene Ontology annotation, molecular function: protein binding.
UAAUCAAUAGACUUAGGUUAGACAUAGCGGAUUUAUAUUCCAGAAUUCUUCCGCGGUUCUACCGAGAGAGUUUAUAACAUUCAACUCACCCGGUAUACUGGUGAUAAUUUCAGUGAUUCCAGUACAGUUGAUGGAAGGUGUUCAGUAAUUUAAAGUCACGUACUAUCUCUCCGUAUUCUGAUAACUUAAAAAUAAAUGAAUUCAAGUAUCGUGGUAGAUGUCUUGCAGUUGAGUAAAGCCCGAGUAGAAUAUCCAUCAGCAUUACUUUUUGUAUCAUUACAAAACUCACUAUGAUAUAUUUACUUUGCCUGACUGCACUAAACUUAGUCAAUCCACUAAAUAAAUAUCCCAGACAUAACCUCGUAUUUUCCACGAAGUGACGAAUUUGACGUGACAAAAAUCCACGAUGUAUGCAUUCAAGCCAUUUGUGUGCAUCAAGCAUGAGGCUAUGAGUGUGGAAAGACCAAAAGCUAGAAGUGGUCACAGAAUCGCAUGUGAUCACCAGAAUCUCUACUCUUACGGGGGAUUUAAUCCAGGCAUAUCUGACGAUGAUCCGGACAUGCAGAAUGACCAUACCUGGAUAGAGAGCAAACCCUUAUUCAAAGAACUAUGGAAAUUCAAUCUAGUAACUCAGGAAUGGCGGCGCUUGCCUUGCCAGGAAAAUAUGCCCAAUCAUUUGGCAUCUAACGCUGUUAUUCUGAAGGGCGACAUAUUGAUGGUUUAUGGGGGAACAGGUGUACCAUUUGGGGAUAGUUGCAGCAAUCGUCUCUACAUAUGUAAUGUAAAGGAUGGAAAAAUGCAGAUGGUACCAGCCCAGGGCAACUCACCCCUACCUCAGUAUGGCCAAGCCCUUGUUAGUCAUGGACCAUACUUGUACACUGUGGGUGGGACGACAGGCUAUGAUUAUACAUGCGAUAUCCAUAGAUUUGACCUGAGAAAGGCCAUUUGGGAACACGUUUACAUAUGUGCCGGACGAGAUAGGUUUGAGCCAAGAGGAAGAUAUCGACAUGAGCUAGCAUUUGAUGGCAGUAAAAUAUACGUACUUGGUGGAGGCACUGCCACAGAAGCCUUUGGAUUUUUGGAAAUACCAGCUUUUGAUUUGGACACUAACAAAUGGACGAUUUUGCAUACCCUAAGAGACAGUGAUUUCAAUUCAGUUCCUGCUCCAAGAAGGUGUCACGGUGCUGUUCAAUAUACAGAUGACACAACAGGAGUAACUUCAGUGGUUAUUUCCGGGGGAUAUGAUGGCAUUUAUAUAUUCUCUGACGUAUGGCGACUGAACCUGAAAACUCUGCAAUGGAGUUGUCUGAGAAAGUGCAUCCUUCCAAACCCUGUAUACUUUCAUUCAGCUGCAUUGACACCCGAAGGGUGCAUGUACACUUUUGGAGGAAUAGUAAAGGAAGGCGCCGAAGCCUUUUCAGUGGCUAGAACAGAUGCUGUCCAUUCAGUUUGGCUUACAAUUCCAAAGUUAUCAGAGAUUUGCUGGCAAGCUUUAAAUUAUUACGAUAGAAAUUUGAAAUAUUUUUCCCCUGAUGAGCUUCUGCAUAUUGGCAUACCAAAUAAAUUUGUACAAAGGAUCGAACACGACGUUCUAUAACCAACGAUAUCGAUUACGCAGUUAAGAAUCUUGAAAUGACUGAAAGUUUUACUAAAAAAUUUCAGUUUUUAUUAGAUUUCGUUGAAUGAUUCACGAGUAAAAUAUUGUUCCCAGUUAUUUAUCCCAAUGUACAACCUUGUUAUCGAUGAAAUCUCUGAAGAUUAUCGAAAGUUUGAUCGCCAAUACCUGGUAAGAAAAACAAGAAAACGGUAAAUGAAUUUGAUCCUCUUGGAAAUUGCUUUCCUUGUCAAACACGCUCGAUUCGAGCUACUGUCUUGAUUUCGAAUUAAUUACAUUACAAUGAUUACAUUCGUUAAUGUUGACUAAUUGUAAAUUGAUUACACUGUAAUCGGUUUUCUGAUACCUUCACUAAAACGAUUUCAGUGAAUGUUCCUGCAAAACUCCUAGUAUUUAAUUACUUUCACUAAAUAAGUAACAUGUACAAUUGAAUAUGAAUUCUUCAAUACAUUUCAUUUUCAGCUA